Rhodamnia argentea is the source of this 1099-nucleotide messenger RNA. Its product is annotated as protein TIFY 10A-like. The transcript has 5 exons. Gene Ontology annotation, cellular component: nucleus. The record is from RefSeq and is a predicted model, not a curated record. Bases 245 to 907 code for a protein of 220 amino acids. Gene Ontology annotation, biological process: response to wounding; regulation of jasmonic acid mediated signaling pathway; regulation of defense response. Lineage: Eukaryota; Viridiplantae; Streptophyta; Magnoliopsida; Myrtales; Myrtaceae.
ACAAGGGAAGCCCAUCUCUCAAAAACUAAUCUGGUUCAAAGAGAAUUCUUUGAACAUGGCCUCUCCUAUAUCCUUCCUGUCCCAUUCCUCACCAAAUCCUUGACUGGCUUAAGGAAAAAAAAGGAAAGAAGAAAGAAAACAGGAAAAGAAGAGAGAGAGUUCAGGAACUAGCUUGCCAUUCAUAACCGAGAGAGAGAGAGAGAGAGAGAGAGAGAGAGAGAGAGAGAUUGGUUUUGUUGGUGACAUGGAGAAAUCAAGCUUCCAACAGAUGUUCAACCAGUUGAGCCAUCGUUUGAAGGAGAAGGGAGCCCUUCUUGGAAUAGCUGAGAAAAUGGAGGACCAAGCAGUAGAAUCAGUUGAUUCGGCUCAGCCACGACCGACAACGAUGGACUUGUUGAAGAACAUGGAGUGUUCAGCCCUGGCAUCAUCCCAUGUCGGUGAUCAGUCCUCCAAGGCAAACUUCAUAGCGAAUGCAGCACUGAACGACCUCAGGAAAGAUGUUAAUAGCAAAACGGUGAAAACUGAUCAAAUAACGAUAUUUUACGCCGGAAGCGUGCACGUCUUCAAUGAUUUUCCGGUCGACAAGAUGAAGGCAUUGAUAAGUUAUGCUGCAAACUUUAGCCUCGAUCACAUAUCUGGUCAUUUUGUUAUGAAUGGUGGUGGAAGUGACAAGACUAGUCAUGUAAAACUCAUGGCCAGUGCACAAAAUAGCAGUGUUGGAGCUGGACUUUCCAAUGCUGAAGCUGCUGCUUCUGAUCUCCCUAUAGCAAGGAGGGCUUCACUUCACAGAUUCCUAUCAAAGAGAAAGGACAGGGCUUCGGCGAGAGCUCCUUACGUAAGGAACUCUCCUACUGCAGCAUCCGAACACGAGGAGGCCAGUUCGACUCAUCAUCGACCUCGAAGCUGAUUCUUCAGAGAGCCUUGAACUCAGGCUGUAGCGAUGAUUAUAAUUUGUCAGCUUUGAACUCAUCUGAAAGAGUACUUGCUUUGGGUUAUUUGAAGUAUAAAUUUGGUCCCUCUACUUAAAUAUCACGUUGUUUCCCGUCUUGUCUGGACGAUGUAACCUGGUGUGUAGGAAAGGAUCAAACCUAUUAUUGGG